AUGUUACAUUCUUUAUUUANCCAAUUCCAGAAAAUCAGCUAAUCAAUAAGCUAUUUCAUCAAUUAUAAUGUAUUUUAAGAUUAAGAUAACUUUAGCUAUUACUGUUUGCACCUUGGCAAUAAUAAAGGAAAGUUCCUUUUAUAAAUUAAUUUAUUUUUAUAACUUAUUAAAAUUUUGUUGAUGCAUAUUUGUUGUAUCAUAUGAAAGCUUUGGUAAUUUUUAUAAAUAUGCUAUAAUUAGGCAAACAACUUUCAAAUGGAUUUGAAUAAAAAUAGAGCAUCUUUUGAAAAAAGAGGUUAAUUAAUACUAAACUUUAACCUUAAUAAUCAAAAUUGCUAUAAAAAUCCUUACUAGGAUUUUAGAUUUCAACCCUCAAAUCCCUAAAACUCAGCAAUUCAAUAUUAUAAUAAAUUAUUACCUUAUAAGAGUUUUUAUCUAAAUUGCUUAAUAAAGAAAUCUUUAUGUUGUUCCUACCAUCGUUUUACUUAAAUUUAUACAAUUUAUACUCAAAAAUUAUAAAAUCUAAGUUGCUUGUUUAGUGUCCAUUCAAAAGAUCAUGUUUUAAUGAAUAAACUACAGAUCGCCUAUAAAAAAUUUAAACUUCUAUUAGUUCCAAGAAAUAAAUUUCAUUUUUUCCCUUAAGGAUAAUGUAAUCAUAAUGUAACUUUUCAAAACUACCAACAAAUUGCCCACCAAUCAUCCUCCUUGAAAAUUAACCACCCUGCAUUUAUAAUUCCAAAGAUGAGAGUAACAAUCCGCUCCUUAAGACUCGGCUCAAUUUUAUUUAAAUAUAAUUGGAAAUAAAAAGAAGACUAUUAUAAAUGA
Messenger RNA from Paramecium primaurelia, 825 nucleotides. The record is from the annotation of a GenBank genome assembly. NCBI's taxonomy places the organism in Eukaryota, Ciliophora, Oligohymenophorea, Peniculida, Parameciidae.